AAUUGAUAUUUUAAAACUGAACGAUUAGAAUUGAAUGUGUUUUACUAUUGAAUAUAGAACUUUAAAACCUCAAGUUGAAAAAACUGUUUGCAACGAUCGUAGGUUUUAGAUUUUUUCGAAUUUUUCUUCUGCACCAGUACGUUAUUGUGUCGUUUUGCGUUUCUUGGUUGUUAAUGUCUUGUUUUCUUGUACUUAGAAAUUUUUCUAGUCAUGGCUAACAAUAUGAAAUUAUACAAUAGCUUUAACGGAAUUGACUCUAAAAGUCCUUUUUUGAUUGGAGUUGCUGGUGGAACUGCAUCUGGCAAGUCCACAGUGUGCCAGAACAUUAUGGACAAAGUGGGUCAAUAUUCCGUAGAUCACCAACAGCGACAGGUGAUUUGUAUUAGCCAGGAUAGUUUCUACAAGGAACUGACCAAUGAGGAAAAGCAAAAAGCAGCCAGAGGGAAAUACAACUUUGACCAUCCUGAUGCAUUCGAUAAUAACCUUAUGCAUAAAGUACUAAUGGAAAUCCUAGCUGGAAAAGUGGUACAAAUACCUGUGUAUGAUUUUAUAUCUAAUUCUCGCAAAAAAGAUGAAUCCAUUACUGUCCAGCCUGCAGAUGUGGUGUUAUUUGAAGGAAUUUUAGUGUUUUACUUUCCAGAAAUUAGAAAUCUUUUUCAUAUGAAACUCUUUGUAGAUACUGAUCCAGACACAAGGCUAUCUCGAAGAGUUCUUCGGGAUACUCGAGAAAGAGGAAGGGAUUUGGACCAAAUAUUGAAACAAUAUACAACCUAUGUGAAACCUGCUUUUGAAGAUUUCUGCUUGCCUACUAAAAAAUAUGCUGAUGUUAUCAUUCCUAGGGGAGCUGAUAAUGAAGAUCACAAGUUGAGUUAAUUAACAUGAUUAGUAAGUGAAAUCAGCAAAAAAAAAUUUCUUUUUUAAAAUCAAAAAACUGAUGCCAAUAAUUUUGACACAAGGGUUUUUAGGAUCUAAAUUUUUUCUGCUAAAAUAUGUUCAUAACUUUCUAAAUAACACUUCCAGCACAAAGUGGGAAGAUGAAUCAAGGAGAUAUCUUAGUAUAUACACAUCAGAUAUAUAUAUAUAUAUUUAAAAAAAAAAAGAUACACUUGUGUUAAAUGUUUUAAAUGAAACUAUCAUAUAAUUUUCAAACUUUUCUCUUAGCCCCAGGCUUUGGGGACUGUUAAGGACUGCUCAGUUUUAUAUCUCUAGUUGGAGUUUUUAAAAUAAUGAAAGUAAUUGAUCUUCCAUUUCAUGUUUAUUUCUGAUUCAAAUUUUCAUGUUUCAUUCUUUCUUUUGUGAUUUCAAUGCCAUCUAUGAGCAUAAAAAUUAAAAAAUAUUGUUCAGAUUUGUGUAAUUUUUGCUGAUGAAUCUGAAAUGAGAUUUUUAAUUCAGAUAAAGUAGAUCUCCACUUUUCACCUAGGAUGAGGGUUGGAAAGGUUGACUUUAGAAUCUUUUAUGUAACUUUUUGUUCAAUAAUAAUCACGUGAGUUUUUUUAUGUCUAAUGUGUAUUCUUAAGAUAUUUAACUGUUCUGGGACUUUUUACAUACCAUAUGUAAAAGUAUUCACUCUACAAAUAUUUUUCACGCUAGUUUGUGUUGGGUAUUAAUACCUUUUUUGCUGGUAGUGCUUUAAGUAUAUUAUAAAAUAUUGCUAAUGUGCUAAAUUUUAAACACUUUCGUAUUGCUAUUGACUGCAUUUUUUUCAUUCGACACUUCAUGAACUAAUUGCAGAUUAACUUUCUAAAUUAAUUGUUUAAAAUAUUUUUAUUUGCAGUAUCUUACCCAGUUUUCCAUAAUAUAGUUGAAACUUACUUUAAAACAUUUAGUUUCUUGGAUGAAUUCAUAAGAUCUUUUUCAAAUUAGAUGAUUUUCAAAUUAGAGGAUUUUAUAGUUUAAACUUUCCAACAUUAAGCUUUUUCUUACUAAAGUUAAGUAAAUAUUUACUGAAGUAAAUCUUCUAAAAUGUUUUGAAAUAUAUUUCUUUUGUUAUAAAUUUAAUUUAUACAUAGAAAAUUCAAUUUUGUUUUGUUCUUUUGCAUUUUGUUUUAUCUUUAAUAAAGUGUGAAUAAUUUAUCUGGAUUUUAAAAGUAUAAUACUAUUUAUGCAUUAUAAAUGUAUUGUAAUGUAUUGAUAAUGGUGUAAAAAUUCAUUAAAAAAUGUGAAUUAUGAAAAUAAUAUAAAUUUAACUUGUUAACGGGUGAUAUUUUUUAGUUCAUUCUAUUAUGUGCUAAGCUGAGCACUUAGAAAACUCAAGGGAUAUUUUUAUUUUUUUCCCUAAAUUGAAAAUAUAAAUGAAGCCGUAAUACAUAACCAUUAAUUUUUUUCCAUAUAUAUUUCUUAAAGUUGUUAAUUUUCUUAUCUAACAUUUCUUAGUUAAAAUUUAUUUUGAGCUAUUUCAUUUUAAUGUUUACAGACUUUGAGAAACAAAUUGUAGGUAAAUAAUGAUUGAUUGGGAAAGGAAAAAACAAUUUUUUUGAAUAUGUAC
Molecule: messenger RNA, 2485 nt
Organism: Parasteatoda tepidariorum (common house spider)
Lineage: Eukaryota; Metazoa; Arthropoda; Arachnida; Araneae; Theridiidae
Source: RefSeq, a predicted model, not a curated record